Molecule: messenger RNA, 246 nt
Organism: Theobroma umbraticum
Lineage: Eukaryota; Viridiplantae; Streptophyta; Magnoliopsida; Malvales; Malvaceae
Product: protein PSY2-like
Source: RefSeq, a predicted model, not a curated record
AUGGGUUGUUUUGGAGUGAAGCUUUGCUUCUGCCUUGUGCUCACCUUGACCGUUCUUGCCUCUGCAUCUCCUAACACCAUUCCACUUUCAGGGGACGAGGUUGUGUUGGCAGCCGAAGGAAGGUCUCUAAUGGCAAGCACCGAAGAUUACAGUGAACCAUCGGCAAAUCGUGGCCAUGAUCCUCCUUCAAGGACUAGAGGUCGUAGCGGCAAAAAUGGUGGUGGCCGCAGAAGUCGAAUGGAUUAA